Chenopodium quinoa (quinoa) is the source of this 2895-nucleotide messenger RNA. Its product is annotated as ATP-dependent 6-phosphofructokinase 6-like. The transcript is spliced from 14 exons. NCBI's taxonomy places the organism in Eukaryota, Viridiplantae, Streptophyta, Magnoliopsida, Caryophyllales, Amaranthaceae. Bases 725 to 2395 code for a protein of 556 amino acids. Gene Ontology annotation, cellular component: cytoplasm. Gene Ontology annotation, molecular function: 6-phosphofructokinase activity; ATP binding. Gene Ontology annotation, biological process: glycolytic process; fructose 6-phosphate metabolic process. The record is from RefSeq and is a predicted model, not a curated record.
UUUGACUUUUGGUACCUCGAAAAUGACCCCUAUUGACUUUUGGUACCUCAAAUUUUAUUUUACAAAAUAUAGGUUUUGAUACCAAUUAACAGAAUCCGUUAGAGAUCCGUUAAGUGGGGCCCGUUAUCUAAUUAUUUAAUGAUUUAAUUUAUUUAAAAAAAAUAAAUUUUUUUAAAAAAAAAACUUAAAAAAAAAAAAAAACAACUAGCCAUUGCCACCCCUCCCCCCACCCCGUCAGCCACCCUUCCCCCUCCCCGCGCCGGCUGCCGGUGCCUAAACAUUCCCCUGGCGCCGGCGAGCCCACCUCUUCCCUUUCCCGCCUUUGAUCUCAGCCGCAAAACCGCCGCACAACAGCAGUUGCCCUUCCAAAACAACCACCGUCCGCCGAAACAACCCCCCUCCCCUGUUCGCCGACCCCCUCCUUCCCUGAAACAACCACCCUCCCCUUUUUGUCGGCCCUCGAAACCCUAAAACCCACCUGAAACAACCUGAAAAACCAAACCCGUUUAAUUGUGUGUGACCGCUCAAAUUGGUGGUUGUUGUGGUGCGAAUUGGAGGUGGUGGUGGUUAAUUCGGCGGCUAACGGUGGUUGCAGUCAUGGUGGUGAGGUGAGGUGGCUGCGUGCCUGGUUGCUACCGGCUUGAAGGUGGCUAAGGGGUGGCUGGAAGGUGGCAGGGCCUCACUAACGGAAAGUUUAACGGAAGUUGGACGGAGGACAGAGAAAAUGGAGAAUGAGGUCCACAUGAAGGUCGUUAAUGGCGAAGAUGGAUACGUCCUUGAAGAUGUUCCUCAUUUAUCAGAUUACAUUCCGAAUCUUCCAACCUACCCCAAUCCUUUACAAGAUAAUCCUGCCUAUUCAGUUGUUAGGCAAUAUUUUGUUCAUGAGGAUGCUACGGUGAUACAGAAGAUAGUAGUUCACAAGGAUUCGCAAAGGGGUAUACAUUUCAGGCGUGCAGGUCCAAGGCAGAAGGUGUACUUUAAUUCUGGUGAAGUGCAUGCGUGCAUUGUGACAUGCGGAGGUCUUUGCCCUGGACUUAACACUGUCAUCAGAGAAAUUGUCUGCGGCCUCUACCACAUGUAUGGUGUCAGCAAAGUUAUUGGAAUUAACGGAGGAUAUAAGGGUUUUUAUGCUAAAAAUACUAUUCCUUUCAACCCUAAGUUUGUCAAUGACAUCCAUAAGCGCGGUGGUACAGUAAUUGGAACUUCUCGAGGUGGUCAUGAUACCAAAAAAAUAGUUGAUAGCAUUCAAGACCGUGGAAUAAACCAGGUUUACAUAAUUGGAGGUGAUGGCACACAGAAAGGAGCAGCUGUGAUCUAUGAGGAAAUUAGACGACGAGGCCUUAAAGUUGCAGUAGCUGGAAUCCCUAAAACGAUUGAUAAUGACAUUCCGGUUAUUGAUAGGUCUUUUGGCUUUGAUACUGCUGUAGAGGAAGCUCAACGUGCAAUAGAUGCUGCCCAUGUAGAAGCUGAAAGCAUGGAGAAUGGUAUUGGUCUGGUGAAAUUGAUGGGCCGCUACAGUGGUUUUAUUGCAAUGUUUGCAACUCUUGCUAGCCGAGAUGUUGAUUGUUGCUUGAUUCCAGAGUCACCUUUUUAUCUUGAAGGCAAGGGUGGGCUUUUUGAAUACAUUGAGAAAAGACUCAAAGAAAAUGGGCAUAUAGUCAUCGUAAUUGCUGAAGGAACUGGGCAGGAGCUCUUAUCACAAAAUUGGAAUGAGAAAGAUGCUUCAGGCAACAAGUUGCUGAAAGAUGUUGGCCUGUGGAUGUCACAUAAAAUUAAGGAACAUUUUACUCGAAAUAAAAUGGUCCUAAAUCUAAAAUACAUAGAUCCUACCUACAUGAUCCGUGCUGUUCCCAGUAAUGCAUCUGAUAAUGUAUAUUGCACACAUCUUGCUCAAAGUGCUGUACAUGGAGCUAUGGCAGGAUUUACAGGAUUCACAGUUGGGCUUGUUAAUGGAAGGCAAACAUAUAUUCCUUUCAAUCGCAUCACUGAGCAGCAGAAUCAGGUUGUUAUAACCGAUAGGAUGUGGGCUAGGCUUCUUUCAUCGACCAAUCAACCAAGCUUCUUGGGGGCCAUAGAAGUUGCAAACGCCAAGGAAAAUGAGAAUGCUGCUCAGUCAUUGGAGGGAGAGAACUGUAAAAACAAUUCUGCAGAAGAGGACAGUGUUGCUAAGUUACCGAAGGGAGAGAACUGUAAGAACGAUUCUGCAAAAGAGAGUGCUGCUCAGUCAUCUACGGUAGAGAACUGUAGAAACAAUUCUGCGGAAGAGAAAAGUGUUGCUCAGCCAUCAAAGGGAGAGAUAUGUAAAGGCAAUGCUGCGGAAGAGGAGAGUGUUGCGCAGCCAUCGAAGGGAGAGAACUGUAAAAACAAUUCUGCUGCUUACAUUCUUAAUGCAUGACACACUAACAAAAUCCUGUACUUCAGCUUGUGUCAAAUCCUAAUUCUUUGAGUCACUUAGAUUGAAUAAGUCUUUUUUUUCUUCUUUUCCCAUUUGGUAGGUAAGAAAUCUAAGAAGAGGCUAGGAAUGAAAACCAAGACAAUGUGCUUUUGUCUUCCUGCUCGGUGAUUUUACUGUUUCAAUGGGAUUUUUGCUAAAGGUUGAGCCCUGCUUCUCUUACCAGUGCCAUUUUCUUUGAAACCAGUUAACUUGUAUACAUCUUUUGGUUUCGGUACAACUAUUGUUCCAAACAAAACUUAGUGUCUUGAAUAGGGUGUGGGAGUUUGAAAGGCUGUAUGAUCGGAGUAUUGAUGAAUGAUGAUUUACUGUACGAAGUAUAUGUUAAUGUCGAUUUUUGUCUUGUGAAUGAGGAGAAUUUGUAUAAGUUUUCACAGUGAAAAUAAAACAGAUAGAACCCACAGUCUUUUCUCAAGUCAUAAUCUACAGUCUUUUCAGCAACA